Messenger RNA from Triticum turgidum subsp. durum (durum wheat), 852 nucleotides. The record is from the annotation of a GenBank genome assembly. Lineage: Eukaryota; Viridiplantae; Streptophyta; Magnoliopsida; Poales; Poaceae.
AUGAUGCCCAUGGUCGCCGCCGGCGAUAAAGGCAGCCAUGGAGCUUCUUCCACCUGCAGCAUGUGCAGGCAGCUGACCAAACUCUUUCCUCUCCACCUGGUCAUCGUCCUUCUCCUCGGCGUCGCCACCAACGGUCGGCCGGAGGCGGCUGCGGCGAGGUCGUUCAUCUUCCACAACGCGUGCGCGCACCCGGUGUGGGUGGGCGCUCUCAACGGCGCCACAUCGCCGCGGCUCGCCCGCACCGGCUUCUACCUCGCCUCCGGCGCCACGGACGCCGUCGCCGCCCCGUCCUCCGGCGCCUGGUCCGGCAACUUCUGGGCGCGCACCGGCUGCGCCGUCGACGCCUCCACGGGCCGCCUCGCCUGCGCCACCGCCGACUGUGGCACCAGCGAUGUCGCCUGCGCCGGCCGCGGGCCCGCCCCGCCCGUCACGCUCGCUGAGAUCACCCUCGCCGCCCCGGGCGGAGGAGGCCAGGACUUCUACGACGUCAGCCUCGUCGACGGCUUCAACCUGCCCCUCUCCAUCGCGCCCGACAACAAUGGGGACGGCGGUGCCUGCCGCGCCGCGGCGUGCGCGGGCGACGUGAACGCGGUCUGCCCGUCGGACCUGCGCGUGGUGUCCGGCUCCGGCGAGGUGGUGGCGUGCAAGAGCGCGUGCAACGCCUACGGCAGCGCGCGCUACUGCUGCACUGGCGACUACGGCACGCCGGCGAAGUGCGGGCCCACGAACUACUCGCGGGUAUUCAAGGCCGCCUGCCCGGCCGCCUACAGCUACGCCUACGACGACGCCAGCUCCACCUUCACCUGCGCCGGCGCCGCCAGCUACCACAUCACCUUCUGUCCCGUCACCUGA